AGAGCGGGUGUGAGCUCAGCUGGUUGCAGAGGGCACCAGGGGCUGCAGGAGUUCCCGGAGGGACCCCAAGACUCGUGAGCAGGGACCUGCAGUGCGGGUUAUGCUGGGGGCUUGGAUCCCUGUGGACAAUCAGAAACUCAGGACAGCACCAUGGGGGAUUACCAGGAGGAUUACGAAGAGGGGCUGGAGGAGAUUCUAGAGCAGGAGGAAUAUGAAGACCCAGACGUCCCUGUGGCCCAGGUGGAGGAGCCAGAAGCUUACCUCACCGAGCCAACAACCACAGACUUCCACAUCACAUCACAGCCAGGCACCCACGAGGUCUACGUGGAGCUGCAUGAAUUGGUGAUGGACGAGAAGAAUCAGGAGCUGCAAUGGAUGGAGGCAGCGCACUGGGUUCGACUGGAGGAGAACUUGGGGCAGGAUGGAGCCUGGGGCCGCCCGCACCUGUCUUACCUCAAUUUCUGGAGCCUCCUAGAGCUGCAAAGAACCUUUGCCAAGGGGACUGUCCUCCUGGACCUGUCAGAGACCUCCAUGGCUGGGGUGGUCAACCAACUACUGGACAGGUUUAUCUACGAAGGGCAGAUCCGGCCUCAGGACCGAGAUGAGCUGCUCCGGGUUCUGCUGCUCAAACACAGCCAUGCCGGAGACCUAGAGGCCCUAGGGGGUGUGAAGCCCACGGUUGUGACACGUUCUGGGGAACCCUCAGAGCCUCUGCUCCCCCAACACCCCUCACUGGAGAUAAAGCUCUUUUGUGAACAGGGAGAGGGAGGUACAGAAGGGCGCUCGCCAUCUGGAAUUUUGGAAAAGAUCCCUCCGGAUUCUGAGGCGACCCUGGUGCUAGUGGGCCGUGCCACCUUCCUGGAGCGGCCCGUUCUAGGAUUCGUGCGGCUGCAAGAGGCCGCGGAGCUGGAAGAUACAGCGAAGCUGCCUGUCCCCGUGCGCUUUCUCCUUGUGUUGCUGGGACCUGAGGCCCCUCACACGGACUACACCCAGCUGGGUCGGGCGGCUGCCACCCUCAUGUCGGAGAGAGUGUUCCGCAUGGAUGCUUACCUGGCCCAGAGUCGGGGGGAGUUGGUGUGCUCCCUGGAGAGCUUCCUGGACUGCAGCCUGGUGCUGCCUCCCUCAGAUGCCCCCUCAGAGCAGGCCCUGCUCAGUCUGGUGCCUGUGCAGAGGGAGCUGCUGCGGAGACGCUACCUGCCCAGCCCUGCCAAGCCAGACCCCAGCUUCUACAAGGGCUUAGAUUUGAAUGGGGGUCCAGGGGUCCCUGGUGGCCCAGAUGACCCUCUGCAACGAACAGGCAAACUCUUUGGGGGCCUGGUGCGUGACAUAAAGCGCCGUUACCCCCGCUACUUGAGUGACAUCACAGACUCACUCAGCCCCCAGGUCCUGGCUGCCGUCAUCUUCAUCUACUUUGCUGCCCUGUCACCAGCCAUCACCUUCGGCGGCCUUCUGGGCGAGAAGACCCAGAAUCUGAUGGGGGUGUCAGAGCUUCUCAUCUCCACUGCGGCGCAGGGCAUCCUCUUUGCCCUCCUGGCAGCUCAGCCCCUGCUUGUGGUUGGCUUCUCAGGGCCCCUGCUCGUGUUUGAGGAAGCCUUCUACUCGUUCUGCAACAACAAUAACCUGGAGUACCUCGUGGGCCGUGUGUGGAUCGGCUUCUGGCUCAUCUUUCUGGUGGUGCUGGUGGUGGCCUUUGAGGGCAGCUUCCUGGUCCGCUUCAUCUCCCGCUACACUCAGGAGAUCUUCUCCUUCCUCAUCUCCCUCAUCUUCAUCUACGAGACCUUCACCAAGCUAAUAAAGAUCUUCCAGAGCCACCCACUGCAGCAGCAUUAUCAGCACAAUGUGACGAUGGAGCCCAAACCUCAGGCCGCCCUGCCCAACACAGCCCUCCUCUCCCUUGUGCUCAUGGCUGGCACCUUCUUCUUUGCCAUGAUGCUGCGCAAGUUCAAGAACAGCUCCUACUUCCCUGGCAAGCUGCGACGGGUCAUUGGGGACUUUGGUGUUCCCAUCUCCAUCUUGAUCAUGGUCAUGGUGGAUUUCUUCAUCCAGGACACCUACACCCAGAAACUCAGCGUACCUGAAGGCCUCAAGGUGUCUAACAGCUCAGCUCGGGGCUGGGUCAUCCACCCACUAGGCUUGUACUCCCGCUUCCCCAUCUGGAUGAUGUUUGCCUCUGCCCUGCCUGCACUGCUGGUCUUCAUCCUCAUCUUCCUUGAGUCCCAGAUCACCACGCUGAUUAUCAGCAAACCCGAGCGUAAGAUGAUCAAGGGCUCCGGCUUCCACCUGGACCUGCUCUUGGUCAUUGGCAUGGGCGGAGUGGCCGCCCUCUUUGGGAUGCCCUGGCUCAGUGCCACCACGGUGCGUUCUGUCACCCACGCCAAUGCCCUCACCGUCAUGGGCAAGGCCAGUACUCCAGGUGCUGCUGCCCAGAUCCAGGAGGUCAAGGAGCAGAGGCUCAGCGGACUCCUGGUAUCUGUGCUUGUGGGCGUGUCCAUCCUCAUGGGGCCCGUCCUGUGCCAUAUCCCCCUGGCCGUGCUGUUUGGCAUCUUCCUCUACAUGGGAGUCACAUCCCUCAGCGGCAUCCAGCUCUUUGACCGCAUCUUGCUUCUCUUUAAGCCGCCCAAGUACCAUCCGGAUGUGCCCUACGUCAAGCGGGUAAAGACCUGGCGCAUGCACUUGUUCACGGGCAUCCAGAUCAUCUGCCUGGCAGUGCUGUGGGCAGUGAAGUCCCUCCCGAACAUCUCGCUGGCCCUGCCCUUCGUCCUUAUCCUCACGGUGCCCCUGCGCCGCUUCCUGCUGCCACUCAUCUUCAGGAACCUGGAGCUCCAGUGUCUGGAUGCUGAUGAUGCCAAGCCAACCUUUGAUGAGGAGGAAGGUCAGGAUGAAUACGACGAGGUGGCCAUGCCUGUGUGAGAGGAGGGCCCAGGCCCAGACCCCUCCACCAUUCUAUUGCUUCUCUCUCUCAGGAAAAGCAAAAGCUCACGGGCACCUCAUGAACUCCCAGGUCCAUUGUGGGGCAACAGCUGAGACCCCGGGGCUGUGGGUUGGGAAAGGAGGGAGUGUCUAGGAAACCUUCCAUGAUGAAUAGACUGGCUUUUCUGGCUGGAAAUGGCCCGUGGAGCCCACAUUAAGGCAUUUGCUGUGCAGCCUCUCCUGCUGCCAUGCGACCACCUGGGGAUACGGUGUUGGGAGUCCCACCUCCUCAUGGCACAGACAGGGGCAGUAGUGAGGGUGGGAGUCAUGGGGGGGUCAAAUUCCUGCUUGCUGUGUGACCUUGGACAAGUCCCUUAACCUCUCCAGCCUCUGCUUCCUCUUCUGUAAAAUGGGUAUAUUGAAAAUAAUACCCACCUUACAGGAUGGUUACUGAGGACCAAAGAUAAACGUGAACGAAGGGCUUUGUAAACUCUGAAAGAACUAUUAUGCGGUAGUCAUCGUUCUUCUUCAGGCCUGCCUGAGGUCACACAGCUCCUGAGCCAUACAGCUGGGAUUUGAAUCAGGUCUCCUGACUCUGAGGCCAAAGCUCUGUGCUCUGCUUCAGUCAUCCACCUUCUCAUGCUGAGAGAUGCCCCGGCUGACUCCUUCUUUCCCCUUCUCUGCUCCCAACCCCUUCCCAGGGACCGUUUUCUCUGGAGCAGAGGGAGUUGUCCUGGUGAGGGCAAGGUGCAGUGUGAGGAGACAAUCAGGGCUGGGAUUCAGGACUCCAAAAUGCUUGCUUCCUCCCCUCAUGCUCUCAAUCAUUCACCAUUCAUUCAUUCCACAAACAUUUACUGAGCCUCUGGACCUGGUGGACACAGAGGUGACUGAGACAAGACCUGCCCAGGGGUAGGGGGUAGGGAGACAACACACAGUCUGUUCUAUAUUUGGAUGGGGGAUGAAGGGAGGGAAGAGAUGGGGAAGGAAAGGGGAGGGAGGUUUGUAAUUUAUUGAUUGUGUAUUUUCUCAGAGCUAUCAUUGUACUUUGGCUACACACACACACACACACUCAAGCCACCCAUUAGAGACCCACUUUCCCCACCCCUACCACUCCGAAUCUUGAGGCGAACCCAGAUUUGACCACUUGGGAUAAGAGAUAGUGGGUUCCACAGAAUAUGGGCAAAAUCUAUUUUUUUAUAAAGCAAAAAUAUAAAAAGAGUUGAAAGAA
Molecule: messenger RNA, 4138 nt
Organism: Rhinolophus ferrumequinum (greater horseshoe bat)
Lineage: Eukaryota; Metazoa; Chordata; Mammalia; Chiroptera; Rhinolophidae
Gene: SLC4A1
Product: solute carrier family 4 member 1 (Diego blood group)
Exons: 20
Coding region: 151-2910 (919 amino acids)
Biological process (GO): monoatomic anion transport; regulation of intracellular pH; transmembrane transport
Cellular component (GO): basolateral plasma membrane; plasma membrane
Molecular function (GO): monoatomic anion transmembrane transporter activity; bicarbonate transmembrane transporter activity; solute:inorganic anion antiporter activity
Source: RefSeq, a predicted model, not a curated record